CAGUCGACAAGAAAAAAAUAAUUGUUAGUUGUUUUCAAGUUACAGGCUGUGGCGGUGUGUGGAGUUUUAAUAAUAAACGUGUUUUGUUAUUGUAUUUUUGACAUGUAAAACCAUCAAACUUAAAAGUGUUUUUGUUUUGUUUGGUGUUUUAAAUGUUUUGUUUUAACAGUUAAAAUAUUGUGCCGAUUAUUAGAACUAUCAAAUAAGUACUUCGACGAAAAAUAGGAGUACCCGUCCAAAGGAAACAAAAGGCUUUAAAGUGACGUUGUUUUGUGUGCCUCGACAAAAACGAUCAUCUCAGAGCGAAAGCCGUGAUGGGAUGAUCGGCCUGCAAGAAUGUGGGCCCGCGCCGCCUAGAGCGCCGCUCUCAACAGCAGCGCCACCGACCGGCAACAGAAUUCGAGACAGAACCGCCCAGGCUGUAGACUACUAUAACACUCAUGUUCAUCGAGCUUGGAAUAACGUGGGACUCACCAACAAUAGGUCUUCCUUCAACGACAGGCAUCAUCAUCAUCCAGCCCCCAGGAAACCACAACUGUAUGCUCCCGAGCAUCUCUGCCGCAGCAAUUCUAGUUUAGAACUCCUUGAACAUAACGGUCGACCGUCGAAUUCGAACUCUCCUCUCUUGAAGAGGGAAUAUGGUAGUCACGGAUCGAUAGACGUUAUUGAUAGGCAACAUCCAGGAAUACAGGUUAACAAUGAAUUCUUCAAGAUGUUGCAGGACUACAGACCUGCAGGUUUGGUAAGCAUCGAUCAACGUUCACCGGGACCCUCGGAGUACCUUCGGGGCAAGGUAGAAGGAAAUGCGGAUGAUCAAUCAGCACAAAGCCCCAAACAAAAAAAUAGACUAAAAAAACAUUUCUGGGCGAACGGUAGUGUCCCAUCUAAUAAUUCAAAAAUAUCGAAACAGACUAUGGAUGACAGUGUAGUGAGUAGUAGUUCUUCGGUAUGUGUUUCCGCCGAAAGUGAGGAAAUCGCGAGGAGACGCGCUUUUACCCAUUACGAUUGUCAAUCAUUGACUACAAAUUUAAAUUACGCCGUUAGAUUGAGGAAGAACCUGUUAGCCAAAAGGAGGAAUACAGCUACAGGUGCUUCAGCUGCUUCUGUGAUGGUCCGUUCUUCCACGCCGGAUGGAGAAAACGAGGACGAUUGUGGAGAUGGUCAACGAAACGAUCUAGUGGAAAAUUGCCCGUUUUUCAGAAACGAAAUCGGAGGAGAAGAAGAAAGAAUAGUCAGUCUAUCAAGAUUACAGAAUGGACAAAACCGAAAACCUCUUCAUCGUCCUCCUUUGGCGUAUGGCGUGGCUGUUUUAGAAUUUCCUUCUGGCGAAACUCACUGGAGACAUUCGACUUGUCCUUACCAAAGGUUUCCUAGACCAAUAGAAAAUGUUGAUCAAGGUGCGCUGUAUUAUAGGAAAUUCUUCGUCGGACAAGAGCACCAGAACUGGUUUGGAAUGGACGAACAGCUCGGACCUGUGGUCAUAUCCAUAAAACGAGAAAAAGUUGUACAUCCUGAGAAUCAAAUAACAACAACACUUAUACAAUAUCAAUAUAGGUUAGUUGUGAGGACAUCAGAACUCCAAACUCUCCGAGGAGCCGUCUUGGAAGAUGCUAUUCCGAAUAUUAAAUCUUCCAGUAAUCCAAAAACUCUCAAUACCAAAGAAGUACUCGAAUAUGUAGUUCCAGAAAUUCAAUUAAGUUGUUUGAAGCUCGGCAUACAAAAUCAACAUGUCACAGAACAAAUUUUGAAAUUGGACGAGCAAGGUCUUACCAAUCAUUAUAAGGUGGGUAUAAUGUAUUGUAAGGCCGAUCAGAAUACAGAAGAAGAAAUGUACAAUAACGAAGAAGCAGGUCCUGCCUUUUUGGAGUUUUUAGAAACAAUUGGACAAACAGUGAGAUUGAACGGAUUCGAUAAAUACAAGGCUGGAUUGGACAACAAAACCGAUUCGACAGGACUGUAUUCAGUAUACGCACAAUACCAAGAUUGUGAAAUAAUGUUCCAUGUAUCAACGAUGCUUCCCUUUACACCAAAUAAUAGGCAACAGCUACUUAGGAAACGACACAUUGGCAAUGAUAUUGUGACCAUCGUGUUCCAAGAACCUGGUGCUUUACCUUUCACUCCAAAAGGUAUACGAUCUCAAUUCCAACAUGUUUUUAUAGUCGUACAUGCUAUAAAUCCGUGUACGGAAAAUACUCAUUACAAGGUAGCGGUAAGCAGAUCUAAAGACGUCGAAGUAUUCGGUCCUCCUAUAAAAGAAGGCGCCAUAUUUCCUAAGGGUAAAGUUUUUGCUGAAUUCUUGCUUGCCAAAGUAGUGAACGCCGAAAACGCUGCUCAUCGUUCAGAAAAAUUCGUAACGAUGGCAACGAGAACUCGUCAGGAAUACCUCAAGGAUCUAGUAAUAAAUUAUUCCACAUCGACUAUUGUCGAUACUGGACAAAAAUUUUGUGAGUGUAAUGAUUUAUUCGUAGCGAUAUUUAGCAGCAAAAAGAAAGAAAAAGUCCGUCCCCGGUUCAUACCGGAUUUAUGCCAAAGAGGUGCCAUUUUGUGGCAAGUAUUAUUAGAUGAUAGCGGACAAGGUCAGCAAAUUGAGUGUUUUCUUGGUAUCUCUUCGGAUACAUUCAUUUUAAUAGAAGAAACUUCGAGGCAGAUCGUCUUUGUAACGCCUUGUAAAUCUAUUCUGGGAUGGUCUCCACAAACGAAUAGUUUGAGAUUAUAUCAUCAUCAAGGAGAAUGCAUGACGAUUCACAUGAGGGACUCUCAUGGCGAUAGAGAUGAACUUAUGGAGAUUAUGGAUAGAUUGAAAGCAGUUACUUCUGGACAUGUUGCACAGGAAUUAACCAUAAGAAAGCUGAAUAGCGAUGGUCGGAACAUCAUGGGUCAACUGGGCUUCCACGUUCAACCCGACGGUAUUGUUACAUUGGUAGAAAGUGCAGGUCAAGCCUGGCAGGCGGGUCUUCGACAAAACUCCCGAUUAGUAGAAAUAUGCAAGGUAGCGGUAGCCACUCUCACUUAUGACCAAAUGGUGGACCUCUUGAAAACGUCUAUUACUGUAACUUUGACUGUGAUACCACCUUUACCCGAUGGAACGCCACGCAAAGGAUGUACUCUUCAAAAUUGCAAAUAUAAUGAAGCACAUUACGAAGGGGAUUAUGACAAUACAAACAAUGAAGAAAAUAAAGGUAGGAAGGCUCCUCAAAUUCAACAAGCCGUUUCUGGUAAUCACAGAAGAAUUUAUGAGAGAAGCUUUUCACCUCCAAGAAGUAGUAAUAGUUCCGGUUAUGGUACCGGUAGUAGCAGCAAGUCUUUUCAUGCACCUGAAACAAGAUUUCAAAAUAAUAUAGAGGGUACCUUAACAAGUUCUUCCAGUGGCCAUUCUGACGACAAAUGGUAUGAUAUUUUGCAAGAAUUCGAGGCGCCACCAAUACCUAUAAAGAUGAAUCAGCAUGUUUCUCGGUUACACCAUACCAAUAAUACUUUCCCUAGUACUCCAAAGCGUAGCAACUCUCAUCAAAACACACUUUUACAAACGCAUCAAAAUAAUCAAUAUUCCGUCCAACAUAAUAAGAUCCACAUCAGUAAUUCUUUGCCACUACAACACGUCAAUACAUCGCAGUCAUUAACAACUGCAAUUCAUUCUAAUACCGAGAUGGAUAUUUAUAAAAUGGAAAAGAAUAAUCUUAUCAAGCAACAUAACGAAAGGUUGAGACAAGAAAGUGACUAUAUGAGUGCUAGAGGUUCUAGUAGAUCUGAUUAUGCUACAGUACAAAGUUUAAAUAACGAUUUUAAUAGAGUAGCGCUCAAUGAGAGUCUUUCUACUGAUAGUUCUAUAAGUGAAAGGAUCAAUUUGAUUGGCAGCGAAGAAGAACUUUCUUCGGCUGCUGGAAAUGCAUCGCCCAGAUCUAGAAGAGCUGCUAAACAUUCAAAUUUGACUCAAAGUUAUAACCGCAACCAAAGUCCGAGAUCUAUGAAUGGGGAGGCAAAAUUACGUCCAGGUGUCACGUCUCGUAGUUCAAAUCGUAAUAGUGCCAAUUUAUCCACAAACUUCCAAGAAGAGCUUCUUCGUUUAAUCAAUCCUGAUAAUAUAGAAGCUUCUGCUGACCAAAAAAUAGUUAAAGAAACAAAAAAUCACUCAAGGGAGAAUCUUAAUAAUGCAUUAAGCGUUCACAAGACUCAACCAGAAAUUAUUUUGACAAUGGCUAGGCCCGCAACUGUUAUUUCUAACGCUAGUACUACCUCCAGUCCUCUACCAAAUGAGUUUAAGAGGACUCCAGAUGAUCUUGGUGCUUCUCACGUGCCUUUAGGUAAGUUGAAAACUAAUGUGAGUUUUCCUGACGAUUUCCCAUUGCCGGAAGAUGGGGAUUGGCCGAGUUUAGUUGACACGGCUACAAGUUUUAUGAACCAAGUAGGAUCCAAUUGUGAAAACAAUAAAGAAACAGAGAGAAACCGUUGUUGGAGCGACGAUGUCGUCAUUGACGCUUCUAUUGGAUCUACAGUAAGUUCGAGUACGAGUGUUCCAGAACUUCAAAGUCAUGUUGCAGAACUGGAAUCGAAAGUUAAUCUCGAAACAAGGAGAAGAUUGUCUUUGGAGAAUGAAGUACGUCGACUCAAGGAAGAAAACCGAAAAUUACAAGACCAGGCACAUGCAGCUGUACAACAACUCAGAAAAUUCACUGAAUGGUUUUUUAAAAACGUGAAAAGGCAGUAAAUUGCUAAUUUUUAAUGUUUUUUUACCAAUAUUAGUUGGGAAUUUUCUUUAUCUAUAUAAAUGUAUUGAGUAACAAUACUGGAAUAGCUGAAAUCUUGCAACUAUACCACAUUCACCAUUUAAUUCUUCGACGCACGUUUUAAUAACCAAAUUGUUCGUCUUCAGAGACUAAAGGCGACAGACAGUGUAAUUUUGACUGUUGCCGGAAUGGCAGUGAACGGUAAGAUAACAAUAUGGUAUUAUUUUUGAGAUGCUAUCCCUCACUAAAUGUAUUAACCAUAUAGAUUUUCAGUAAAUGAAUUCUAUGAAUCAAAAAUUUUCAACACAUUUUCAAAACUUUUUUGUUACCCUAAUCACACAAUCUUAAGACACCAAAAUCGUAUAGAUUUUGAUAAUGUUAGUUUAAAGAUACUUAACACUUUGUUAGGUGCAUCACUAUAAGAGGAUCUGAGAAAUUCAAAUGAUUUGAUAUAUGUAAAUGUUAAAUGCUACUUUUAGGUAAAAAUCUAUUGAACAUACUGUUUACACUACCAUUACAUCAACACUCACAAUUAAACUGUUUACCUUGGGUCUCUGAAAACGAUAACUUGGUUAUUGAAACGCGUUGUAUGUUGUGGUAGUGUAAACAGUGUGUUCAGUAUGAUUAUCACCAACGAUUUCAAAAAUUCCAACUUAAGUGAAAAUAUAAACUAAAGACUUAUCACUAAUGUUUGGCUACACUUGGAAUCAAAAAACUUUUUGAAAAAUUCUUAUUUUUCUUUUGCAAAAAAUAAGUUUAUCUUUCUUCAUCUAUUGACAUGCCGAGAUUAGAAAACUUCUCAAAUUAUCUUUUUACAUUAUAUAUACGUGAAGUUAUUUUUUCACCACAAAUUACACAUUGCAGAUAAUCCAUAAAUAAGUCAAAACAACAUUGGAGCUUUGAGUACUGAAUACUUUAGUUCUUUACUUCAAGGUAUCGGCAUUUUACAGAUCCACAACAAUUAACCAAGUGUUAAAUAAAAAAAUCCCAACUAUAUAUUGUUUAAAAUGUAUUUAUUUGAUACAAAAUAAUGGUUGCAGUAUGCAGCAGCCAUGUAUAUAUGUAUAAUUUUAGUAAUCUGUUUCUUUUAAAAAUUAUGUAUAAUAAUGUAUGUUAUAGUACAAAAAAGUUGUUUGUUUUUUUUUAAUUUAUUUUUAACAAAUGAUAAUCCAAUUUAACAAAAGAGCGCAAUGUUUAUAUAAUAAAAACAUUGCUUGCAUUAUUCAUUGUAUAGAAUCUUUGUCUUUAUUGUAAUUUUUACUAGUUACCACAAUAAUCAGAUUUUAGAAUAUCUGAAAAUAUUAUUAAUAGUGGCUUUAACUUCUCUUAAAACAAAUAUAAAGUGUUUCAUUUGCAAUUUUUAAUGAAAAGUUUGUUUUAAACUAGUGUUUUUCUUCGCAUUUAAUAGCUAGAAGUUGAUGGGAUAAUAAACUGUAAAUAACACUGUGACAUUUAUAUGCAUUUAAUUUUUUUAUUUUUUGAUUUUCAUUUUCGAAUUCUAAUUAAUUUGACCAAUAUAAAAUGUGCAAACUGUACUGUACCACUAAAUAUUCAUAGCGUCCAAACACUUGAGUCCAAAAAAUGUCUUUUUGAUUUUUAAAUGUCAUUCAAUAGAGAAUCGAAAGAUGCACCUAUAGACAACUGUUACAAAAGUCUUGAAAAAUAUAUGUUUAUAAACUUUCAAAAAAAUAUGUGUAUUAUGAUCACAAUACAUAAAAAGCACAAUUUUUUUGCUCUCCCGAAAAGUUGUCCUUCUGGUGAGCUCUAUUAAUAUUUUGGAGAUAUACAAUUUUGACAUGUCUUUUAGUAAUUUGUCUCUGGUCAAUAUUAUUUUAUUUAUUUAUUUGUAUAUUUUUCAGAAAAGAGAUGAUUUACUGUUUAUACUUUCGUGUAUGUUGAAGUACAAUAUGUACAAUGGAUUUUUGUUCUCUACUCUUUCUUAUAUUCCUCUACGGUUCGUUCUUUUUCGCAUAAAGUGAUAUUUGUGCUGUUUUUUAUAUUUAGAUGCUUUAAAUAAAUUCUACAUUUUUAAUAAAUUAUGGUUUUCUUGUUCCAUCCAGUAUCAGGUUUUCCAUUCUUUUCACUAUAUUCAACUUUUGGACCAGGACAAGUGAUCCAAAGACAAAAACCCAGAGUCUUUCUUUAACAAGUUGAGCUCCAGAGCGGUCUAUAGGCCCGUAACUGAACUUUCCCCGCAACCCAGAGCGGUCCUUGCGACUUAUUUUAUUUCAAACCUUCUCCGCGGCUCAAAGUACCGUAUUUAAAUGUGUUCUACAGGUACGGUUCAUAGGAUCGCUCUGGGGCCGGGGGAAAAACAUAAUUUUUUCGCACUUUUGAUUCCAUUUUUCUUUGAAACCACACCCCAUAUGGAGUGCAAACAUUUUUUGGGUUCAGGGGAAGAUUGAUCAAGUUUAGUUACUGCUCAAAGUGUUAAACUCAUUAGUGUUUUCUAAAAACUUCUAUUCAACCACUAGUUAGUUUGUUUGCUUCCUUUUUUGUGUUACCGAUACUUUUUCUUUGUUGAUUUCCAAUAUAAAAUAAUUGAAUACAUUUACUUGAAACACUUUAUAUAUUUAUUAAUAUUUAUACCUAAAGUGAUAUCUUACUAUUGUGCUACUUGAUUGAAUGUUUUAAAAUAAUAAGUAUUAUGUAAAAACUUGACAAGAGAUCUAACAGAUCAUUUGAAUUUGUUUUACUACAAAUUUAACGAUUAUUACUAUUUUUAAUCGUAUGCACGAUAUUCCCGAACUAUUCAAAAUAAUACUGAGCCGUUGUCAAUUUUGUAAUCUUGUUAGUUUUUUUAAAUGUAAUAUUUAGAAAUUAAGAUCGCGUUUCUUAUGAACCUAAACUCCAAUCUUUGCUUAAGGUGAAACUGUAUUUUGGAAAGUAAGCACUUUCAUUAGACCAAAGACAAAUUGAGACAAUUUUCCAUAUUACAAAAAUAUUUUGAGAGGCAGCUAGUUACAUGAGAUUGAUUCAUAACCCAUUUAAAUUAGUGGGAAACGUCGAAACAAGAGAUAAUAAGCUGGAUUUUUUUAUAUAUACCUUCAUGCUGGCAUUCUAAAAUUUGUCUCGAUGAUCUCAUUUCUCGGGCCAGUCUCUGUAUCAUAUCGGUUUCCAUUCAUCCAAAAAUGGUAAUAUAUAAAAUUAGUGACCAAUUUUAUUUUAAGUAUUUUUUCAUAUAAUCAGCCGUUUUGCGAUAGAUAUAUGUACUAUAAUGCAAAUUCAAUCUAUUUUGAAUGAUAAUAUUUACUUCGUAUUCCGCUUAACGCAUAGUUACUUUAACGUUUUUCUUAUUUAUUUACACUCUUUCUAUUCGUGGUGUGAAUUUAGAUUGUCAUUUUUUAAGUUCUUAAUUUAUUCUUCAUACUACACUUAACUAACUUGCUCAGUACAAUAAAUGUGGAAAAUUGUAAAUUUGUCAUUGGAAAAAUAAAGUGCAAAGAAAUAUGAUACACACGAAUUUUGCAGAAGGUAGCUACUGGAAACCUCUCUCAAAUUUCACCUUUUUGAAACGUUUUCAUAUUUUUGCACUUGAUUUUUUAACUCCUCGUCAUCAUCCUUAAAUAGUAUUAAUACUAGUUAGUAUUGGAUCAACUUUUCUCAUUCAUUUCUUUAGCUUUACCCAUUAGAAUGGUUAAAAUAAGUGAAAAUUGCAGAUUUUUAAGAAUAUAUUGUGACAUGAAUACACAGGGAGCUUAUAAAAAUAAUAUAAACAUGGAUGAAUUUUAAAGAAAAUUUGAGAAACCGGAUAUGCGUGUCGUCCAUCAGCCAUAUCUGUUUUCGAGUAUUCGGUAUUUGAAAAGAAUGAAGAUUUCCAAUUUGAAAAAAACAGUACAUGUAUGGUGCACGAUGUGAGCUCGAUCAAAUCUCUCUCGAUCCAAUGAAUCAAAAAUAUCUUAAUUCGCUUUAUUUCAAUCUUCAUCACAUGUGCAUGUUUGAUUUUACUGUAUUUUUAUAAAUCUGUUAAUGAUUCAGCUUUACAUGUUUACAAAGUAUAAAUUCAUGAAAUAUUUGAAACUGUUGUUUCAACACAUAAGUUAUUUGUUUCAUUAAUUUAUAUAAAAUAAGUCUUUCAUUAUAUUAGGCUGUUAAAUAUUUGUAAUUUGCUUCAGCACUGGUCGAUCUGCUACAUCCUCCCUGUAAUAUAUCGUAACAUUUUUCAGUCGAUUUCAUCCAUUUUCACUUUAUCACUGAAAAUGUUCAAUCAAAUUUCAAUAAUCUCAAUAUGAAAAAAGGCUUCUAUUCCGAUUUGUAAUUUUUAAUUACUUUUGUCAUUUGGGCUAAUCUAAAGCAAUAAAUGUGAUUGAAAGUGAAUUUAUUUAAAUUAUUAUCUAUCAAUUAAUUUAAAAUUUUCUGUUUAUGUAAUUAAUAAGUAUUAUUAUUGUUAAAUAUAAGUUGAAUAUUUUUAAGGAGCAACACCAAAUCAACAUUAUUCGAUUAAUAUUCUAGUUAUAGUUGAAGUAAUAUAUGAAAUUUUAGUUACUUGCAUUCCCGAGUGUUUUAAUAAUUUUUGUUGUGUUAUAAUUAAUUAAUCUGAGUUUUAUGUUUAAUAUCUGUGACCUGGUAGAUGCCUUAGAAAUUGAUAUGUUAGGAUUUCAGUAUACAAACUUUUUAAUGAAUUAAAAAUCUUGUAAAUGUUA
Molecule: messenger RNA, 9367 nt
Organism: Diorhabda sublineata
Lineage: Eukaryota; Metazoa; Arthropoda; Insecta; Coleoptera; Chrysomelidae
Product: signal-induced proliferation-associated 1-like protein 1
Exons: 16
Coding region: 320-4705 (1461 amino acids)
Biological process (GO): activation of GTPase activity; regulation of small GTPase mediated signal transduction
Cellular component (GO): cytoplasm
Molecular function (GO): GTPase activator activity; protein binding
Source: RefSeq, a predicted model, not a curated record